Molecule: messenger RNA, 501 nt
Organism: Dentiscutata heterogama
Lineage: Eukaryota; Fungi; Glomeromycota; Glomeromycetes; Diversisporales; Gigasporaceae
Source: the annotation of a GenBank genome assembly
AUGACAGAAUUACCGGAAAAAGAAAAUGAUGCACUUGCGGCUUUACAAUCUUUAAUUUACGAGGGUCCACCUGAAGAAGUUGCCGAGAAUUUUAAAAAUCAGGGGAAUGAAUGUUUUAAAACUGGAAAAUCACAAUAUCAAGAUGCAAUAAAUUUUUACAUGAAAGCAUUAGAAACAAAUUGUCAAGACAAUAGAAUCAUUGAAGCAUGUUUAACAAAUCGUGCAGCUAUUAAUUUAGAAUUACAACCAAAUAACUUAGCUUUACAACAAUUAAGAGAGACUUGUAUUAAACAAAAAGAGAUAUUGGAUCAAAAGGCUAAAAUUAAAGAAGAGCAACUUAAGGAAUCAGGUUUUAAUGAAGGGAAUACAUUUUUAGAUCAUCUUGAAAUGAUUUUUGAACAACCAGCACCUUGGGACAUUGAACAUAAUAUACACCAAAUAAUAUACAAAUUUACUACGAAUAUAAGUUAUCAACAAGAAAUGAAGAGAAACAAAAGUUAA